CUAUAGUAUUGAAAAACUGAAACGCGUUUUGGUCUUUCGCUUUCUUAGCACCACCCUUCGUUUUUCUCUCUAACCCUAAAUUCCCUCACCGCCUCAUUUCCUCUUCCAUAUAUAACCCAACUCAUCUUCACAUUUUUCCCAUUCCCAAUUUCCCCUUUUCAAACCCUAACCCUAAUCAUCAUCGUUCAAUUCACCGAUCACCAUGGCCGCUGAACCCCAACAACAACAAUUGGUUGAUGAGAACAAUCGCGAUCACACUGAAGAAGAGCAAGAAUUGAAAUACCUUGAAUUCGUGCAAUUCGCAACGAUCCAAGCCGUUAUGCGAUGCGCAAUUCUCUAUUCCUACGCUAAGGAACGUUCCGGUCCAUUGAAAUCCGGCGUUGACACCGUCGAAGAAGCUGUUAAAACCGUCGUUGGACCAGUCUACGACAAAUUCCACCAAGUCCCAGUCGAGCUUCUCAAAUACGUUGAUCGCAAAGUUGAUGAAUCCGUUUCUGAGAUCGAUCGUCAUGUUCCUACUAACGUCAAGAAGGUUUCAAAUCAAGCUGCCUCUGUCGUCAGCGAAGUCCGUCGCACCGGUGUUGUUGAAUCUGCUUCUGGACUUGCGAAAACUGUUUACUCGAAAUAUGAACCGAAAGCGGAGCAGUGUGCUGUUUCGGCUUGGAAGAGGUUGAAUCAGCUUCCUUUGUUUCCUACUGUUGCAAACGUGGUUUUGCCAAAAGCUGCUUAUUGUAGUGAGAAGUAUAAUGAAGCUGUUGUUUCGAGUGCGGAGAAAGGUUAUAGAGUUUCUGCUUAUCUUCCAUUGGUUCCUACUGAGAGGAUUGCUAAGGUGUUUGCUGCUUAGUUGAUAUGAUUUCGGUUGUGUCACAUUGUUCGUUCCUUUAUUUUGUUUGUUUGUUUAGUUUUAUUUUAAGUGUUUUUAGUUUCUGGUGUGGAUAUUGUGACUUGAAUGGGAAUCAAAUUCUAUGACAAUACAAUUUGAUCUUGAUUCUAUUAUGUUUGAUAUCAUGGAUUCAUGGUGAAUCUGAAUGAAUUAGUGGCAACUCGUGAUUCUGGCAAA
This is a messenger RNA of Medicago truncatula (barrel medic), 1060 nucleotides long. RefSeq names its product stress-related protein. Lineage: Eukaryota; Viridiplantae; Streptophyta; Magnoliopsida; Fabales; Fabaceae. The transcript is spliced from 2 exons. Bases 203 to 844 code for a protein of 213 amino acids. The record is from RefSeq and is a predicted model, not a curated record.